AUGAGGAGCCUCCGCAGGACGCACGGACAGGGCGGAAGCUGCCUGAACUUGGCGAACUCGGGCGAGGCCAGCAUCGUCUUGACCCCUUCCGCCUCAGGGCCCUCGAGCACGCUCGGGUCAAGCUCCAGGUCGACCUCAACCUGCUGCUCGGGGGCCGAGGGCGCCACCUGCUGCAUCGCCGCCUGCAACUCGAUCUUGAGUGCGUCGAUGUCCACGCGCAGGCUGCGCUGUCGGUCGUUGAGCUCCGCCAACGCCCGCUGCGCCUGCUCCACAACCUUAUUCUGCUCCGCAAUUGACUUGUCGAGAGCCUCGAACUUCUUCUGCUUGUCCGCCAGCUUGUGGCCCAACGUGGUAGCACGGGACAACACUGGCUUCUUGGACUGCACCUCCGCUCGAGGGGACGACUUGGCGUCGACCUUCUCCAUGAUGCGCUUCUCCAUGGUACGCCAGGAGGAGCACGAGCCGAUGAGCCCAGAGCGGCAGCUGCGGCCAACCUCAGCCAACCACGGCCGGCCCGUGCUCAAGAAGGACGGCAAGUCCAAGGACCGGGACGGCGCCGACCGGGCCGGCUGGUGGUUCGGGCCUGCGGUCGGUGGAGGCCAGGUGUGGGCCUUCCACGCGGGCGACGGCUCGACGGCGCCGCCUAGGUCUGGAUGGAGGGUGCCCCACGACGGCGCCGUGGACGCGGCCUUCUCGCUGCGGCCCGGCGGCGAGGAGGCCGAGGGGCAGGAAGCGCUGCGGAGACAGAUCGAGGAGCUGCGGCGGGAGAGGGCCGCGUUCCAGCGGCAGGCGGAGGAGGUCCAGCGGCGCGCGCAGGAGCGCGGGGCCCGGGAGCGGCUGCUGCGCGCGCGGCUCGGGGGU
Prorocentrum cordatum is the source of this 861-nucleotide messenger RNA. The record is from the annotation of a GenBank genome assembly. Lineage: Eukaryota; Dinophyceae; Prorocentrales; Prorocentraceae.